Messenger RNA from Wasmannia auropunctata (little fire ant), 1636 nucleotides. It is a transcript of the gene Cluap1, whose product is annotated as clusterin-associated protein 1. The record is from RefSeq and is a predicted model, not a curated record. The transcript is spliced from 6 exons. Bases 92 to 1399 code for a protein of 435 amino acids. Gene Ontology annotation, cellular component: intraciliary transport particle B; centrosome; cilium. Lineage: Eukaryota; Metazoa; Arthropoda; Insecta; Hymenoptera; Formicidae. Gene Ontology annotation, biological process: cilium assembly.
GUUGAGGUCGCGAAUAAGAAAACAUGGACUAUGGAAGUCUGCCUUGACGACAAUUACACUGACUACAGUGAAUGAGUUUUAGCUUGUGAAAAUGUCCUACCGUGAUUUACGCAAUUUCACGGAGAUGAUGAGGGUGUUGGGUUAUCCGAGGCUAAUUUCCAUCGCGAAUUUUCGCGUGCCGAAUUUUCCCCUGGUCGCGGAGAUUCUGGUCUGGCUGGUGAAACGAUUCGAUCCGGACGUUGAUAUUCAUAGCGAUCACGAUACUGAGGAACAACGCGUGACAUUAAUUCGAAGUGUUGCUGAAUUUAUGGCGUUGAAGACAAAUGUAAAAUUAAACACGAAAAAGCUGUAUCAAGCCGACGGUUAUGCGGUGAAAGAGAUGUUGAAGAUAGCCGUGCUGCUAUACGACGCGCAGAACAGUAGCAACACCGAGAAGAAUCAAUCGGGCGGUAAUCAGAACGCAGUGAAUUUCGACAUAUCCGACAAAAUUAACGAGCUGAAAACAACUCGACAGCUGGCGAGUCAGUUGACCAUCAACGGGGCGACCCUCUUUGACUUACUCGGCCGAGAAGUGGAACUUCGAGAGAUUCGCAAUAUGAAAAUCGCGAGGCAAUUCGACACUUCGGAAAUAGAGGUAGCUCUAAAAGAUGUCACCGAAUACACGCGCAAAGAGAUCAGCGAAACGAAGAAGCAAAUCGACAAUGUCAAGGAUACAGAACAGAACUUGGACGCGAGAAUUGAGAGACGCAAAACGGAACUCGAUCGGAAUCAAAAGAGACUCCAUACGUUGAAGAAAGUUCGUCCAGCAUUCAUGGAGGAGUUCGAGAAGCUCGAGGUCGAGUUCAGAGCUUUGUACGAUGAUUACUUACAGAAAUUCCGGUAUCUGGCGUACUUAGAACAUUUGUAUGAAGACACGGCUAAGGUGGAGCAAGAAAGAUUUGAAAGACGGCAAGCCGCAACGAAGAAGCAACUGGAACAAAUGAGAGCCGAGGAUACGAACUUCGAAAGCAUGAUGGAAGGAAACGAUUCUAUAUUUGCUACGAAUCUUCAAGAGCCUCUAGUUACCCCACUUACGAAUCCGGAAGCCACAGCGGCAGAAAAAUCUGGUCAACCCCGUGCCAAAUCAAGUACCGGAAGAGCGUCAAAGAUGCAGUAUACCCAGCGGCGCAUUUACGGUAGCAUGUCCGGACGGCAAAGGGGUACGAUCCAGGAAAAUGACAGCGACGGCUCGCUGGAUAGCGAUAGUGAUUUACUGAUCGAUGGCGAUCUUGACGAUGACGACGACGAGGAUCUUUUAAAUUCCGUGGGUGCGACAGACAUGGCCACCUAUAAUCUCAAAGCCGCUCAAGAAAAACGGUCCGUCAGUAAGAUAGAAAGACAUUCGGACGAUGAUUUUUAGUAAGUAUAAAGUUUCUACCGAUUAUCCAGAUUUAUAUAUUAAAUGUUAAUAUUAAAUAAAGAAAUAAACAAUAAUCAAUAGAUAAGUAAAAUUAAUAAGAUUAAUUAAAAGUAAAAUUUAAUACAAAAUAUAUUAAAGAAUAGCGUGUAUAAUUCUUAUUCCCAAUUAAUGCCAUUUCCUUGUCAUUGUUUAGGAAAAACAAGUUUAAUAUAUCUUUUUUGUAAAAUAUAUUAAAUU